Molecule: messenger RNA, 510 nt
Organism: Paraglomus brasilianum
Lineage: Eukaryota; Fungi; Glomeromycota; Glomeromycetes; Paraglomerales; Paraglomeraceae
Source: the annotation of a GenBank genome assembly
AUGGUAGUCAGCUUAUGGUUCGACUUGAUAAGCCCAUACUGGUGGGCUUUGACAGGCAUAGCGAUUGCGAUUGGGCUUAGCGUUGUUGGAGCUGGCUGGGGAAUAUUUAUCACGGGGUCAAGUAUUCUUGGUGCAGCCGUCAAGGCUCCACGUAUCAGGACGAAAAAUCUCAUCAGCAUCAUUUUUUGUGAAGUGGUGGCAAUUUAUGGUGUCAUUAUGGCGAUAGUGUUUUCUGCCAAGCUGCAGUAUAUAACGGAUGCUGAACUUGAUCGCGUUUCAAAUCGAUUUACUGGGUAUUCAUUAUUUUGGGCAGGAGUAACUGUCGGAUUCUGCAACUUAUUCUGUGGUAUUGCUGUGGGUAUCACUGGUUCUUCGGCUGCAUUGGCUGAUGCUCAGGAUGCAGCUCUAUUUGUAAAGAUUUUGGUUGUGGAAAUCUUUGGAAGUGUCUUAGGCUUAUUCGGAUUGAUCGUUGGGUUAUUGAUGAUCGGAAAGGCUCAAGAAUUUGCUUAA